Melanotaenia boesemani (Boeseman's rainbowfish) is the source of this 1834-nucleotide messenger RNA. RefSeq lists its product as uncharacterized. Gene Ontology annotation, biological process: DNA integration. The record is from RefSeq and is a predicted model, not a curated record. The coding region runs from base 80 to 1381 and encodes 433 amino acids. The transcript is spliced from 2 exons. NCBI's taxonomy places the organism in Eukaryota, Metazoa, Chordata, Actinopteri, Atheriniformes, Melanotaeniidae. Gene Ontology annotation, molecular function: nucleic acid binding.
UAACCGGUUGGUAGCAUUCAGAGGAAAGGAUGGACUUUUCGUCUGUGGAGGAAGGAUCCAAGCCUUCAAAGAAGACUAAAUGGUGGUGCCCAUUCUCCCACAUACAGCAUGGAUAUCUACAUUGCUGGCUCGAGAAGCUCAUAGUGUAAAUCAUGAAGGCUUGGCAGGAACCCUUUUGAGGAUGAGGAGCAAAGCUUGGGUUGUCAAAGGGAAAAGAGUAGCCAAAAAGGUUAUUGACGCCUGUGUCACCUGCAGGAAAGCAAGGGCAAAACUAUGCCAGCAGAUCAUGAGCGACCUGCCACCCGAGCGAUCAGAGCCGGCAGCUCCAUUUGAGUUUACCACUAUGGACCUGUUUGGACCCUAUGAUGUAAGAGAUGAGGUGAAGAAGAGAGUGAGACUCAAAGUCUGGGGAAUAGUGUUCAGUUGCAUGGCAUCCAGAGCCAUUCAUGCGGACAUUGUCAGUGAUAUGUCAUCAGAAGGAUUUCUACUUGCCUAUCAGAGGUUUACAUCACUGAGAGGACACCCCAGCAAGGUGUGGUCUGACCCAGGCACAAAUUUCAUAGGGGCUAAACCUGCUCUUGAUGACCUCUAUAAGUUCUUAGAACGCCUAGAAGGAUCCGAAGUGGAGAAAGAGGCUGCUAAACAUAGUACAAAGUGGUCUUGGAAGAUCCACCCUGCGGAUUCCCCUCACAGAAACGGGGCGGCAGAGGCGGCUGUCCGAACUGUGAAGAGAGCCCUGCAGAACUUGGGUGGUGAUGGCGUUUUCACAUGGGGAGAAUUUCAGACCUUUGUGUAUAUGGCAGCCAAUUUGGCCAAUGAGAGGCCUAUAGGUGCUAGAGCACAAAUCCAAGAAGACUGCGUGGAGUAUAUCACCCCAAAUUCACUUCUGUUGGGGCGUGCCUGCUCAGGAGGAGACCCAGGACACUUCCAGUUUGAGGGUUACCCCUACAAGAGACUAAGAGUGAUCCAGUCAGAGGUAAACAGGUUCUGGAAGAAGUGGUGUCAAUUGGCAGGACCAAGCCUCUUUGUCAGGAGCAAGUGGCACACGAGGGAGAGGAAUGUUGCUGUAGGAGACAUUGUUUGGCUGGCUGAUCAGAAUGCCUUAAGGGGUCAGUUCAAGUUGGCAAGGGUAAUCAGUGUGAACCCUGAUAAAAAAGGAGUUGUGAGGGAUGUUCAAGUAAGAACUUUCCCCAGCUGCCCAGUCACAAUCAAGAAAUCAGCCAAAGAGGAAAGUGGGUGUGGAGCUGUCAAGGUUGGAAGAAAGACCCACAUGAAGGUCCCUGCUACAAUUCUCCAAAGAGAUGUCAGGCGCCUUGUAAUCUUGGUUCCUGCGGAGGAGCAACAAGAUGGAGAUCCAGCAGCCUCAGCAAGAUUUGUGUGACCUCCUUGGGUUCUGAACCAGGAGCUCAAGUGGGAGGUGUACUGUCAGUUCCUGAAAGGGAAAUUCUUUAACUUUGGAAAACGGAACUUUAUUUUGAAACAGGAAGUUGACUCUCUAAGGUUCUCAUCUGCAGCAGCAACACACAGAACGUGCAGGGUGAGCUGAGAGCACUUGCUGAGUGAGUGGUGGUGCCUGAAGCUGGAAAAGGACUAGAAAAGAGGGAAACAUAAAGUACUGGCCAUCUCCAGGGAAGCUACUGGUUUACAACCUGAUCUGAUCUGACCUGAUCUUCAACUUUCAUGACUGUCUGGCAUCUAAAUGUCAAAGUAAAGAGAAGAAAAGGAAAAUAAAGGAUGUUGUCGUCUGAGUUGAUCCAGCUAAAUCUGUAGUUGGCCAAGGCCCUUUUUCAAGUUUGGGCAGACUUUAAGUUAGAAUCCCAGGAUAACUUGACAG